Messenger RNA from Coturnix japonica (Japanese quail), 2473 nucleotides. It is a transcript of the gene FXYD6, whose product is annotated as FXYD domain containing ion transport regulator 6. Gene Ontology annotation, cellular component: membrane. The record is from RefSeq and is a predicted model, not a curated record. Gene Ontology annotation, biological process: regulation of sodium ion transmembrane transporter activity. NCBI's taxonomy places the organism in Eukaryota, Metazoa, Chordata, Aves, Galliformes, Phasianidae. Gene Ontology annotation, molecular function: sodium channel regulator activity.
UCCGAGAUGCAUUUGAGUUAUUAGAGGAUGAACCACGCCAGCGUUGAUAGCUCUGCCGAGGUGUUUUGCCACGAGGAAAUGGCUCUCCAGGGCGGCAGCAGCAGGAGCGGAGCGGAGCAGACACGGGCGUGCCAGCAGCCCAGCGGUGCCAGCAUCCUGCCCGCACCGUCCCAUCCCAUUCCUGCAGCGGGGAGAGAAAGCAAAGCCUCCUCGCUCCUCCACGCCCACCGCCCGCACACAGCCCCGCGGGACUCCCACCCCCACCCCAAAGCGCUCUGCCGCUCCGUCCCCGCUCUCAGCCCGGCCCUUGGCGCUGCUCCCGUUGGGGUUGGGGCCGACUGCUGGCAGCCCCCGCCCCGGGCUCCCCCCGCCACCGCCCCUCCCGACGGCAGGCACCGCCCGCCCGGCCCGCCCCGCUCGCUUUGUGCAGCUCCCUGCUCGCCUCGCUCUCUGCCCGCCCGGCUCCUGCUCGGCACCGCCCGGUCCGGCUCGGCUCAGCACGCCCGGAGUAGCGGGGAGCGCCGGCCCCAACCUCGCUCCACCCGGCUCUGCCCUGCGCUGCCCCGCUCCGGUCCAAAGAGCUCAGCCAUGGAGGCGGUGCUGAUCGUCCUGUGCUCCCUGCUGGUGUCUGCAGCUGCGGCGGAUGUGGGUGCCCAAGAGAAGGAGGAAGACCCCUUUAACUAUGAUUACCAAAGCCUGCGGAUUGGAGGGCUGGUGUUUGCUGUGGUCCUUUUCACUGUUGGCAUCCUCCUCAUACUCAGCAGGAGGUGCAGGUGCAGUUUUCACCAGAAGCCCAGAGCUCCAGGGGAUGAAGAGGCUCAGGGUGAGAACCUGAUCACCUCGAAUGCAACAGGAGCGCAAAAAGCAGAGAACUGAAGCAGAGCCAUGCGACCCAGAGACCUGAAGACAGAUGCUUGGACUGCAGGUGCCAGCGGCCUGCCAGGAAACUGAACCCGCAGCAACAGGUCCCUCGGAGGAGAUGCAAAGCUGCUGUGUCUGUGUUACCCUCUGUACUUCAACACCGGUUCUCUAUCCACUAACCCGACUUAACUCCACUCACCGUCCUCUCUGCCUCCAGUGCUGUGUAUGUUAAUGUAAGGUGACCAUUACUUCUAGGGCUAGUUGUUGCUGAUGUUGUAAUAGUGACUCUCACCUCACCUUCCUCGUGCUGUGAGUGUGAUGUGGGCUGGGCAUGGUGAACCCUUGGCUUGUCCUGGGUCCUGUGGGGACCAGGGGAGGGGGUGAGCAGCAUUGUGGGUGUUUGUGAAGCACCGUGUGCCUCCAUGGUGCUGUAUCAAUUCCCCUGCUCCCUCCCAGCCCUGGCAAUGGAAGCUGCAGGGCACGGAGAGCCUGGGCACCGUGGCCCUUGGGAAAUUGCUGAGUGCCAACACAUGCAUGUACAUGGUGGGGCUGGGACCAGGCACGUGUGGCUCCCCCCAUCUGGCUUGCUGGCACUGACCGGCAGCAUUCUGCAGGCAUUUCCAUCUGUUUUGGGACUGCAGCUGGAGGGAAAGGGAGCACAGCACUCAUUGCCCAUUCAGCAAUAACCCCCCCAGCACCAAACCCAGGGCUGGGCUGUGCAGGGCGCCCCAUAGUGCUGCACUCAGGGCUACGGGGUCCCCCUGGCACAGCCCCCAUCUCCGCUCAGCGCUCCCCAGUUCCAUCCCAGUGCACCGUGCUGCAUUAAAUGGGAUUAAAUGCAGAGAGGGCUGUGAAAUCCCGAGUCACUGUGAACGAGGGCGGCUGUGCGGCGGUGACCCCACCAGCCAGCACCGACCGCUCCUCACCGCUCCGCGUGCUGCUGGGGCGGAGCUGGGCAGGCUGAACGGAGCGCAGGCUGAGCUCAGCCCCGAUCCUUAUCACCUCCAGUGGGAAGGGGCAGGGACGUUUCCUCCCGGUGCCCACCCUGUGUCCAUGUCCCCCAGUGACUGUGUGUUGUCACCCCUCGUGCUCGCAGCCCCAGAACUCUGUAGCAGCAGGGAGCGAUGCUCAGAGCUCUACAUGCCCACUGGGCUGAGCUCACCCCCCGUGUGCAGGAGCUUGUUGCUUCUCCAAGUUGCUUCCACGGGCUUCUCCAAGUCCAUGCAGAGCCUCAAUGGGAACCUGUGGCUGUGCUGGUGUGGGAGCAAAUCUCUCUGCAUCCUGGAGGCUGUGAGAGGGGUCUUGUGUACCGUGUCCCUCCCUCCUGGCUGUCAUUGCUCCAUCUGUCCCCCGUGCCCUGCAGCCCCAUGCGUCGCUGUGUGUGUCCCGGUGUCGGUGUUGGAGUGCCCGUGGUGUCUGUGGCGUUCCGUUGGUGUUAACACUAAACAAAGAAAACCCCGUGGUUGUGUAGAAGCGGCCAGACCUUGACUGUUGUAAAAUAAACCAAGCUAUUGUGUUUCCUUUUAAAGAGGCGAGAGUGCUGCUGUGGUGAAGGACUGGUGUGUUCUGUGCUGUGAUCUAAGGGGGAAAGGAAUAAAACAGCGUUUCUACC